AUGGUAUACUUUCCCGGAACUCAAUACCGAUCUCAUACCAGUUGCAUGACCGAAGAGCAAAAGUAUCAAGGCUCCCUAUACAAGGAUAAGAACAAGAGGCUCAAGACACACGAUAACCCCGACGACGCCACCAAACCCACCGAACACAGCAAGAGAGGCUCCAACAUGGCGCCGCACGCCUACGUCGAGGACGCCGAUGAGACCUGGAAGGACUACCAGGGCCCCACCGAUGACGAGCGCUCUCCUGCCAACCCCCUGCCGGAGGCCCCGACGCCCCCCGGCGGCGACGACGACGGUGUCAACGUCUUUGACUUCCUCGUCGCCACCGGCCAGACCCCCAACGCCUCUACCCUGGGUCUACCUGGCGAUGAGCACGACGAUGGCAGCAGGUCGCUGGUCCCCUACGAAUACGACCCCGAGGAGUACCUCGAUCCCGCCAGCCUGGCCGACCGUGAGGAUGCCCUCGGCCCCUACGAGACCCCCGCCGCGGCCAAGAAUGACCGCCGCCGGGCCAAGGAGGGCGACAUCAAGACGGACAAGAAGAGGAAGCGCCCCCACCCUCAUCUCGAGAUCCCCCGUGAUCAGAUCAUGACGGAUGCGCCUCCCGUCCUCCACUCAGGCCUGACCGGCGGAUUGAAGGGCCUCAUGCGUCCGAUACUGCCUCCUUCCCCCGACUACUCUGGCGGCGACGUGGCCGAACCUUGCCCUGCCAGCCCGCUCAAGAAGACCAAGCAUUCGAAGCACCACAAGAAUGGCCAAGUCAGCAGCAGCAUAUUUGGCAUGAUGUCGGCCGCCGGAAAGUCCAAGUCUUCGUCCAAGAAGCACAAGUCCAAGAAGCACUCGUCGCAUCAUCGCCGCGAUAAGAGCCCCAAGCUCAUCGAGUACCGCCCCCAGUCCAAGGACGUCAAGGAUGGCAAGACUGGCGAGGAGGGCCAGAUGGUCGUCUUCAAACCCCGUGCCGACGUCUUCUUCGACUUUGUCAACAAGGGCCCCGAGAGCGAGCGAGGAUGCAGCAUGAACAAGACUCUCAAGCGCUUCCACCGCGAGCGCCAGGCAGCUGGUUCCAACUUGGCCAAGCAGGUCGAAGAGAAGGAGCUCUGGCGUGACAUUCGUCUUCGUCGCAACGACCGCGGCGAGAUUGUACUGUUCUCCAUCUGA
Messenger RNA from Geosmithia morbida, 1158 nucleotides. RefSeq names its product cell growth-regulating nucleolar protein. NCBI's taxonomy places the organism in Eukaryota, Fungi, Ascomycota, Sordariomycetes, Hypocreales, Bionectriaceae. Bases 1 to 1158 code for a protein of 385 amino acids. The record is from RefSeq and is a predicted model, not a curated record. The transcript has 2 exons.